AUUAACAUAAUAAGUACUAACAUGUUACAUAUUUUAUCUCUCGACUAGAAUAAAGCUCCAACAAAGUAACAAUGUCAGAAACGCAAGCCAUUUCCGAUCCUUAUGCCGGUCUGGGCCUCAUAAAGAACUCCGACGGCUCCAUCACACGAAUCGGCCCAAUAGUUGAUGAGACGCCGGCCUGCCCCGAUCCACCAAUCUCAGUUCCCAUCCUCACCAAGGACGUCCCCAUCAACCCACACCACAACACGUGGGCCCGCCUCUAUCUCCCCCGAUCCCAGCUCCAAUCCUCCACCAAGCUUCCCCUCAUACUCUUCUUCCACGGCGGAGGCUUCGUCGUGGCCAGCGCAGCCUCAACCCUCUUCCAGAGCUUCUGCUCCGAGAUCGCCCUCCACCUCGGCGCGCUCAUGGUGUCGGUCGAGUACCGCAACGCGCCGGAGCACCGCCUCCCCGCCGCCUACGACGACUGCAUGGAGGCGCUGCGGUGGGUCAAAUCCGGCGACGAGUGGCUGACCGACCACGCCGACUUCUCCAACUGCUACAUCAUGGGCAACAGCGCGGGCGGGAACAUAGCGCUGCACGUGGGACUGCAGGUGUCGCGGCGCGUGGAGGAGGUGGCGCCGUUGAGGAUCCUAGGGCUGAUCCUGCACCAGCCGUUCCUGGGCGGCGUGGAGCGGACGGCUUCGGAGAUCCGGCUGGCAGAGAAUAAGACGAUCCCGUUAUAUAUGAGUGAUAUACUGUGGGAUCUGGCGCUGCCGAUUGGGGCUAAUCGUGACCAUGAAUUCUCGAAUCCUGUUAAGGGGUUAAUGGAGGUGGAUAAGAUUGUGAGUGAGGGGUGGAGGAUUUUGGUGACUGGCUAUGAAGGUGAUCCCUUGAUUGAUCGCCAAAGGGAGUUGGUGAAAUUGUUGAGAGAGAAAGGUGUGAUGGUGGUGGAAGACUUUAGAGAGGGAGGCUAUCAUGGGAUUGAGUUCUAUCACCAUUCCUUUGCCCAUGCCUUGUAUCCUAUUCUCAAGAAUUUCAUUCUUCAUGUUUGAACUUGCCUACAUUUAUUUUGUUCUAUCUACUCUAGUUUCUUAAUGAACAGUAUUA
Salvia hispanica is the source of this 1086-nucleotide messenger RNA. Lineage: Eukaryota; Viridiplantae; Streptophyta; Magnoliopsida; Lamiales; Lamiaceae. The record is from RefSeq and is a predicted model, not a curated record.